GUUUGCUUUUGGCAAGGAAGUUUGAGGCAAAUAACAGCCAAGCGUUUAUUCAUGCGUUACUGUUUGUUGACAAUGAAUAGAAGGGUCGGUGGUCUACUCAAAUCUCAGAUCUGUAUCCUUUUUAAGUAGGACUGCUUUUCUAGUGGGUUCCCAACGGUUACAAGAUUUGAAAAUUGAAAAAAAAAAAAAAAAAAAAAAAGGGCCAAAAGAAUGCAAAGCCAUUGACAAACCAGAAACCCCACCUUUUGUUUUUGUUUUUUUGUUUUUCCAAAGAUGCCAUUUCCAAUGCCUUUAUCAUCAUAAGCAACUUUCCCAUCCCUACAAAAUCUCUAUAACUCGCAGUCUCACCAACAAUCCAAAAAAAAAAAAAAAAAACACAAUUUCUUCUCGUCUUUCACAACAUACCCAAUGAUCAAAGCCAUGAAAAGGCUCAAGAUCUGGUCCAGAAAGAAGAGAAAGAAAAAGGCCUAUAACUACCUUCCCUACUAUCCUCCUCCUCCUCCUCCUUCCAGGCCGCCACCACCUCCGCCGCUGCCUCAAAUUAAUCACCACUCCUGCUGCUCAUGCUCCCGAGCCGAGCCCUCAGCCCCGCCACUGCCGCAGUCCUUGUGGAUCACGUCUGAAGAAGAAGCCAUUUUGGCUGCACAAGUGGUGCAGCCUGCAGCCCCGGAGUUUGACUAUGCAGCAAUGCCUGAUGAUGAGAUCAGUAAUUCAUCUUACCAGCAGUACAUGGUGCCGGAUCCAGUGUAUGGAAUUCCGGUUUCGACACGCAAUGCUAAAACUGAGAGAUCUGGUGGCCUUUUUGGUUGUGUUCUUGAUUUUGGCAUCCACCUUAUUCGCUGCUUCAUUCCUUGUUACCUCAUCAAAGAAGUUAAGUGAAGUUCUAUUUUAUUUUAUUUUUGGCCUCAAAAUUCAAGGUGUCUAGAAUUUAGACUGCCCUUUUUUAACAUAAAUAAGGGAAUAAUGUGUUAUAAGGAGUCUAUUUGAAGCAUAAGAGGUCUGUAAUUAUACGUCGUGACAACCAGGAAAAGUAUUAUAUAUAUAUAUAUUUAGGCU
Morus notabilis is the source of this 1056-nucleotide messenger RNA. Its product is annotated as formin-like protein 2. Bases 409 to 879 code for a protein of 156 amino acids. The record is from RefSeq and is a predicted model, not a curated record. NCBI's taxonomy places the organism in Eukaryota, Viridiplantae, Streptophyta, Magnoliopsida, Rosales, Moraceae. The transcript has 2 exons.